AUGAGAUGUGAAGAAAUGGAAGCAGAAGACAACAUUUCCACAGUGACACAGUUUGUACUCGUGGGAUUUUCUGACCUUCCCAACCUCCAAGGGUUACUGUUUGGGGUGUUCUUCAUCAUUUACAUCAUUGUCUUAGGUGGAAAUGGCCUCAUCAUAGUAAUAACUAGGAUUGACACUGCACUACAGAAACCCAUGUAUUUUUUCCUGGCAAAUUUUUCCUCCUUGGAAAUCUGUUACGUGUCCGUCACUCUCCCUAGGAUGCUGGUGAACCUUUGGACUCAGGAUAGAGGCAUUUCUGUGCUGGACUGUGCCACGCAAAUGUGCUUCUUCCUUAUGCUGGGAACCACUGAGUGUCUCCUGCUGGCCGUGAUGGCCUAUGACCGCUACGUGGCUGUUUGUAACCCUCUGCACUAUGCCCUGGUCAUGAACCAGAAGGUGUGCAUCCGGCUGGCUGUUGGCUCCUGGAUCAGUGGGGUCCCGGUGCAGAUAGCGCAAACGUGUCAGAUUUUCUCUCUGCAUUUCUGUCAUUCUAACCGCAUUGACCACUUCUUCUGUGACAUACCCCCCGUUCUGAAGCUGGCCUGCGGAGACACUUCUGCGCAUGAGCUGUCCGUCUGUGUAGUGGUUCUGUUGGAUGCUGCCGUCCCAUUCGUGUUGAUACUUGGCUCUUACGGCAAAAUCAUUUCCGCCCUUCUGAGGCUGCCAACAGCCAGAGGUCGGGCCAAAGCCUUCUCCACGUGUUCUUCCCACCUGCUGGUGGUGCUUUUAUUUUUUGGAUCUGCAACCAUAACCUACUUAAGGCCAAAAUCGAGUCAUUCUCCAGGAACAGACAAACUGCUCUCUCUCUUCUACACCAUAGUGACCCCCAUGUUUAAUCCCAUGAUUUACACCCUGAGGAACACGGAUGUGAUUGCAGCACUGAGAAAAUUGUUCCUCAAAAAAUUCUGA
Vicugna pacos (alpaca) is the source of this 948-nucleotide messenger RNA. RefSeq names its product olfactory receptor 10AG1-like. The record is from RefSeq and is a predicted model, not a curated record. Gene Ontology annotation, cellular component: membrane. Gene Ontology annotation, molecular function: olfactory receptor activity; G protein-coupled receptor activity. Gene Ontology annotation, biological process: G protein-coupled receptor signaling pathway. NCBI's taxonomy places the organism in Eukaryota, Metazoa, Chordata, Mammalia, Artiodactyla, Camelidae.